This is a messenger RNA of Gilbertella persicaria, 615 nucleotides long. RefSeq lists its product as uncharacterized. The transcript is spliced from 2 exons. The record is from RefSeq and is a predicted model, not a curated record. Gene Ontology annotation, cellular component: nucleus. Bases 1 to 615 code for a protein of 204 amino acids. Lineage: Eukaryota; Fungi; Mucoromycota; Mucoromycetes; Mucorales; Choanephoraceae.
AUGGUUCUACCUGUACCAACUUCAAGCGCUUCUGGUUCAAGCGUUGGUCCUAAUAACAUAUUGAGUUUAUCAAGUCCAUUUGCAGGCGUACUCAGCAAAGCUAAUUUAAAAAUCACGGGUGAUUUGAUGGAAAUGACUUGGAACUGGACACCAGAUGAAUGGGCGCAUGGUAGACGCCUUGUUCAAUUCUGGCGUCGUCAAAAUGGAGAUAUGCCAGAGGGGGAUGUGGAAAGCAUAAGAAAAAAGGAAGAAAAUGAAUCUAAUUCACUUGUAGUAUCGUGCAUUCACUGGCAAGAAAAGAAUGAUUACUUUAUUACUUCUGUCGAUUGUAUUUAUCUCUUGGAGGGAAUAAUUGGUGUUCAGUUUACAGUAGAAGAAAAGAACCGGAUUCGCCGUAACUUGGAAGGAUUUAGACCUCUGACAGUGAGUAAGUGCAAACCAGAAUGCGCUGAAUUUUUCAAGUUGAUCAUGAGUUUUCCUCAUCCAAAACCUCGUAAUAUUGAAAAAGAUGUCAAGGUCUUUCCUUGGAAGACACUUCCUAAUGCUCUUCGAAAGAUCAUUCGUAAAUACACACCUAGCUAUAGUAGUACUGCUUUAGUAAACCUAAACAACUAG